This is a messenger RNA of Esox lucius (northern pike), 1090 nucleotides long. It is a transcript of the gene mrpl1, whose product is annotated as mitochondrial ribosomal protein L1. The coding region runs from base 62 to 1027 and encodes 321 amino acids. The transcript is spliced from 9 exons. NCBI's taxonomy places the organism in Eukaryota, Metazoa, Chordata, Actinopteri, Esociformes, Esocidae. The record is from RefSeq and is a predicted model, not a curated record.
CGUUUUUCUAACCGAGACGAAUUCCUCAUAGCGCACCGUUGUAAGGCAGACCCAGACAAACAUGGCAACCUGCACGAGGAUUGUAAAAGUUGUAGCAGGAUGCCAAAGAAAUGUCCUGGUGACUUGUCGACCAACAUCUUCAAGUACCCCUCAAAUUCUACCAUGGCAAAUUCCAUAUAGGACCUACGCCGCUGCUAAGACCUUGAAAAAAGACUGGAAAAACAAAAAAGAGGAAAAACCGAAGGAGGAGAAGAAAGAGAAGGUGGUCAUAGACAACACAGAUCGUCACAAGCCGUACGGCCUGACAGCGUGGGCUCCAGUGGAUGACGUUUAUCUGACCAGGUUUUACCCUAAGCCGGUGUACCCGACGGCUGUUGCUGUCGACCUGCUGAAGAGUUUCCAGAAGCUGGACUACACCCCACCGGACCAGCCUGUCUACAUCAACCUCAAGCUGGACAUGAAGCUGGAGAAAAAGAAAAAAGUGGAUGCCUUUGUCAGCACAGUUCAUUUGCCACACCCAUUCAAGAACGAACAAAACAAAGUAGCAGUUUUCACAGAGAAUCUUGAUCAGGCCAAAGUUGCCCAGGAGAACGGAGCAGCGUUUGUGGGCGGAGCCGACCUGGUUCAGAGAGUCUUAGAGGAUGAAGUGAAUGCUGAUUUCUAUGUAGCAGUACCAGACAUUAUGACCAAGCUACUCCCUCUGAAGAACAAACUCCGGAAGAAGUUCCCCAAAAGCAAGAGAGGGUCAGUUGGUGUAGACAUUGCCAAGAUGCUGGAGUUGUUUAAGUCUGGCCAUGAGUACAUAGUGGAGAAUGACACUAUCAUCACCAACAUUGGCACGCUGGACAUGCCCAAGCAGCAGCUCCUAGCUAACAUAGAGACUAUUGUGAAGGAUGUCUGCACCCACCGGCCAGCUAGCUUUGGACCUUUCAUCGAGCGAGCGAUUAUCACCAGUCAGACAAGUGAAGCCAUGCUUAUUAAGAGCGAAGAAUUUGUACAGCAGACAGAGGAGGAAAAUACUUCUUGAAAGUGCUUGAGAUUUUAUGCAUUACUGUGUAUCAUAAUGUACUGAAUAAACUAUGAUCAUGUA